GACGCAGCUGAUAAAUCUAGACUUUUGCUUGUCCGCCUAAAAAGUACUUUUUAUUAUUGUAAAAAAAGUUGGAUGUUGAGUCAUAGCCUGUUUAUCACAAAGAGGACGAAAUGUGUCUUUUUAGACUGCGACAGGUGGGGCCGUUUGAAUUAUAUCUAACAUAAGCAAAUGAUAGCUAUUACAUAAGAAACGAUUUAGUUGUGAUAGAAUAUGGUUGGUUCUUGCGUACAGAGCGAGGGAUUAAUAUGAAAACAUAGCCUACUGUGCACAGCGUAUUCAGUUGGGGCACUCAGUCGCAAAGCUCGGGGAAUGACGUCUUGCGUUGAGUUGUUUAGCCUGGGCUCGCUGUAACCGGGGCAGGUUUCGAUUUAGGAAGAAUGUAACGUAGGUUACUGUAGUAGGCUACGGGAGAGCUCCGCACAGUGGACAAAGUAGAAUGCGUAAACCACUGUACUCCAACUCUGAGCAUGGUUCUGUAGGCUAACACAGGAGUUAAUCUAGCUGGAAACAUAUUGUUCACUGAACAAACAUCGGUCUGCGGGGGAUUAUAAAAAGAAGAAAAUGCCAUUUUGCAAGAGGACAAUAUCUCCCAAGGAUGUCUGCAAGGGUGACAUUAAAAUUUUCACGGAGUUGGUGGAUGUGUGUGGGUUCACUCUAUGCUCUGUGCUCCGGCAGCUCUCGGAUUUAUCCCGACAGUCGGUCAGCAUCUUGGAGGAGCUCGAGGGUGAACUUGUGUCCAUUUGUCACCGAUCCGGGACGCUGGAAAAUAAAGUUGUGGGUUUACAAAAACACAUCGCUGCUCUUGCGUGCAAGCCACCACCAAAGACCAACACCAACUUGGACUCGGAGAGCAAGCGAACGGCCCACUUCCAAUCGUCAUGGCAACAGCAUGUGAAUGUGUUCGGCUCGUGGAGUAGGCCGGAGUGUGUGCAGGAGCUGCAUCAGGAAGCUCAGCUCAACCUGCAGAGCCUGCUGCAAGACUUUGAGGAGCAGCUAUAUGACAACAGAGUGACUGGACAGACGUUCCGCCACCCCUCCUCUCAAAGCUCCGAGGACACCUCUACAACGCUCAGCCGAUCUCCUGGCGCACUCAGCAACAAGAGGCCGGAGUUCAUCUUCCUGCCAGCGAAUAAGCAGGUCAGUGAGGAUGAGGCGGAGGCGUUAGGGUUUCAUGCCCGAGAUCCCACCUGUGGGUCAGAGCACCCCCUGCUGGGCUGGAGUGCCUCGCUGGGUCCCCCCGUGGCUGAGAAACCCCGCUGGCGCCUGGGCCGCAACACUCCCACACAGCUUGUGCCCAUCGAUGUAUCAGGUGAUGGCAAGAUUCUGGGUGUUGACCUGAUCCAGGGUGCCUGCUCUCCGGAUUCCUCCCAGCCACGGUCCCUGCAGCCCAGCACGGAGGUCUCAGAGGAGCACCAGCUGGCCCUGAGGAAGACCCAGAGUGACCUGGAGCACAGUGUGCCCCCUUCCCCCAAGGCACCCCCUGGCAUGAUGGACCAGGCCACCCUCAUGUGCCCCAGCACCUCCUGGAACGGACCCAAGGGCUCCACCUUCUCCCCAGCCUGGAGCGACUCCUAUAACUAUGCCCUAGCACCUGGCUCUAUGGCCAAGCAGUCCCCUUCCAAAACAGGUAGCAUUGGGGGAGUAGGUGGAGGUGGAGGUGGAGGAGGAGGAUUGCCAUGUCCCUCCCAGACCUACUCAGGCCUGUCCGCGAGCUCGAGUUCUCAUUCCAGUUCCUUCGCCUCCAUCAACGAGCCCUCCGCACAUCAGCGGGGGCACUCGGGCUGCCACGGCCUGGCGAGACGGCACGAGACGGAGGGGGCGGUCGCGGUCGUUCCAGGAAACGGCUACGGACACGUCGACCAGGACAAAAGGUCAAUGCGCUCGAACGCUUUCAAGUUUCGAGAGCGCUCCCUGUCUACACCGACAGAUUCCGGAUCCUUCUGCUCAGCAGACAAUAUGUACUAUCCAGCACAGGUGGCAGGUCCAACAGCCCAUGAAGGAGAGACCUACGCCCUCCACUACCCCAGCGGCAGCUCAGAGGACAGCGCGAGCACGGACAACAUGUCCGUGACUAUGGCCCCAGACCUGGUCCCCGAUGGGCGUUUGCGGACACGCUCCCGUAGCAUCUCCCUGAAGAAGCCCAAAAAGAAACCGCCCCCACCCGUGCGCAGCGUUUCCCUGAUGAAGAACCUGAGCGACGCCGCCGCCGCCGGAGGCAGGGAGAGCCAUUUCCGCGACGGCCGGCCCAAGAGCCUCCACAUCCCCAGGGAGCACCAUCUCCAGGAGUCCUUCCACCCGGAGUUCCUCAUGGCGGUCAAGAUGAAGCCGGACGUGGAGCUCGACCCUGCGCGGGGCUAUUCUGAACCGGACGCCUCUCCGCGCGAGGGCAUCCCGGAGCAGGAACGGGAGCUGGUACUGCCCGCACACUGGCCUCUAAACGAGUGGAAGGCCAACAACGACGCAUACCACUCGCUGUCCGGUUCCAGCACAGCAACGGGCACUACAGUCAUAGAGUGCAUGAAGGUACAAGGCAGCUCCGAGUCACUUGAUUCCCACUCCACGUCCCGUGCGACGUCCCCAUCCCAACUCUCCAUCGAAGCUGAGGUGAAAGUUUCGCCGUUUAAGCCCCCUGGGCUCAUGUCCCCGUCCAGUGGCUACUCGAGUCAGUCUGAGACUCCGACUCCAACGAUGCCGUCCGCUCUCAAUACGGGGCCCUCUUUCAUGGGCUGCAAGAUGCGUCCCAAAAUCCCAGAGAGGAAGUCCUCGCUCCCAGCCACCUCGCCACGAGAAAAGACCGCUCGGUCUCGUCUGUCCUUUGAGCUGCCCAGCGCCCAGCUGGACCUGUCGUCCGUCAAGCCCAAACCCAAAGCUGGCCGCCGUCACUCGGACACCUCCGCGGCCAGCAAGCCAGGCAAACUGAGCCCGAGUCAGUCCACGCUGCCCGUGGUCACCCAGACGGAGUUACGCAACAUUCGACUACGCUCCGUUAGCCGCUCGGAGCUCGAUGACAGCCCCGACGGAGCCUCAGACAUCAUCGAGGAGGAGCAAGGGCGUGACCUUAGUCCCCCCUGCACUCCUGACCCCAAACCGCCCAAACCCCCCGUGGCGAUGAAACCGCCACUGCCCAAACGCCCGAUCAACCUGAUGUUCAAAUCCCCCUCGUCCUCCCCGUUGGCGCCCGAGUCCCCUCCAGCGUCUCCAGUGGACCGGCCCAUGCCCGUGGGGAACAUCUACAUGGUGGUCAGGAAGCCCAAACCCAAGAGGCCACCUCAGUCCCCCGUAAGCCCGUUGCCCAGCGCAAACCAGGAGCACCAGUCCCAGUCCUAUCUCCCGGCUCUAUUGCCUGAGCUAGAUCUGGAGCACGGCAUCCCCAUUGAGGAGGAGGAGGGUCCACCUUCCCCCAGUAGCCCUGAGAAAGAGGACAGGAGCAAGACCCUUCCCAGCCACAUGACAAUCUCGUGCUUAGCUGAGCUAGAUAAGCGGCGGCCCAAGGUGCCCCCGCCCGUGCCCAAAAAGCCCAGCGUCCUUCUGCUGCCGUCCCCGUCUUCCGCGCAAACCAACGGAAUUGCGAGCCAGCAGCUUCCUCCCUCCAACAGCGAUUCAGAAUGUCCAGUCAGUGCACUGGAGCCGGUGUCCGAACCCGAGGAGGUCGAGAACCCAGUAGUUGAGGCUGACACUCCAAAGGAUUCCACUCCUCCGUCAGAUGUACAAACACUGGCUGCUGAAACAGUGACAGAAGUCCCAGAAAGCCCUAUGGAGGCAAACAGCUCCGUCGGAGAUAAGAAUGAGCUACACAUAACUGAGGAGACAGAAGAUGAUGUUUUAACUCCCACUCCCACAACUCACACCACUGAGGACCUCUUCACCAUCAUUCACCGGUCCAAGCGAAAGGUUCUUGGCCGCAAAGAACCAGUGGACUCCUUUGGCAGUCGGCAGAGUCUCAUCUCUCCAGUGAAGAGCAACAGCAGCGACCAUCUGCGGACUCUAACUCUGGGCAGCACACCAAGGUCCAGUCUGAGGAAUGAGAACUUCAUGGCUCUGCUGCAGAAGAAGGGCAGCAAGUCCAGCAGUGGAACUCGCGUCUCCGCCAUGGAGCUUCUCAAGAGCACAAACCCGCUGGCACGCCGCGUCACAGAGUUCUCCCAGCCUGACCCAGACUCAACAGUGACCAAUCCGUCCAAACCACUCGAAGACUGAAGGGCAACCUGCUGUAAGCUCUGAGUCUGAAUUUUGAAGGUGUGUCCCCUUGUUCCACUCGACCAGGCGAAAAAAGAACAAUUUAUUAGGAACCCACAAAGUCUGGAUGCUCAUAUGAAACACAAGUGCUCAUUGCUUAUUUUGAUUUCACCAUUUCACUGGCUAAUGUUUUCCGUAGUGGUGGAGAUUUUUUCAUUUACCCAGUAGAUGGAUCUUCUAUUUGAUGGAGGAUUUUUGAAAUCGACAAGUCACCCUCUGAUUCUCUUGAGAAUGUACACAGCAAGUCAUGCAAAAGUCUUUUUUAAAUGGAACUGAAAACAUCUGCCGUGGUAAUAUUUGGGUACUAAACUAUACACUUUAAAGACCAAAAUUGCCCUAAGUGGCCAAAAUCAAAUGAAUCAAUUUUGUGCCUGCAGGACAGAAGAAAUGAGAGGAAGAGAUUUUUUGCUUGAAAAAUAGAUUAUGCAUCUCACAUAAAAUUCAAGCAAGUUUUCACACACAUUCCAUUAAGUGUGCGAGGAUGCAACACCCCAAACCCCUUAAGAUAAAGCACUUUUCUCAGUCAAAGGAAAUACAGAACAGAUAUCUAUUAUUUUGUCAGACUAAAAGAAAAUGCCAUAUACACAUCUUUUUGGAUAUCAGUUAAUCUGUAUAAAGCUAUACAUACAUUCAUUAACUUAUCUACAGAUCUGUUUAAUCUAAGAGACACAAAAUGAUUGUGUGUAAUUGUGCGUUUUGUGGCCAAUGGAAACUGCCUAUGGAAGGAAUCUUCACACUCUCCGGAUUAAAGCACUCCAACACAAUAUGCAACACCUGAUAACCUGAUAACAAAUGGAUCUUUCCCAUACUGCCAAACAAUGGCAAUUCAGUACUCGUGUGAACUUCUGUGACUGAACACACUAACAAGGAGAAGCCCAAACUUUUAUCUGAACUGUCAAAACUGUGACUGAACUGCCAUGCCAACACUUCAAACAGUGGACCAAGAAAGGUUAAUCAGGGCUAGAUGGAAACAGGUUCCGGCUGGAGAGUGGGUAGGAAAUGGGUUUUCCUUGUUUGGACGCUGAGACGGUCCAAAGGCUGUCUGAGGGGUGACUCACUCAGGGGUUUCGCAAAUCUCAGGAGACCCAAUAUGGUGAUAGGUCCAAGUGUGCCAGGUCUCUAAAAAUAGAGAGCAUACAAUUGAACACACAGAGAAACCAGGAGGACAAGCAAGGCUGGCCCUGAACAGUCAGCUUAAGCUUUGAGUUUCUUUCCCCUUCCUCUCUUCUUUUAAGCCUCCCUCCAAAGGUGCUAUCAUAACUCAUUGUUGCACCCAGAUAUUGGCUCUAGAGAUUCAUUGCUUUAUUUGUUGAGUAUUCUUGCUUACAGAAAAAUGCACCAAUCAGACUCUGAAUCAGAACUACAGAUGGGUUUAGGACAGGGGGUCUGGAUCCUGCUCCUUGAACCCCUUUGCAUGGAAAAUAGUUCUUGUCAAUCUUUAAGCACACACCUGAUUGCUGUCAGUGUAAUCAUAAUGCUAUUGAUGUAGCUCCAUCAGGUGUCUCCAACCAAUCAAGAGUGUUACCAAUGGCCCCUGGUCAGGUCAGAAGAGCAGAGUUACCCUAUAGGAGCUGGAUGGAGAACAUGUUUUUUUAAUUUCUCAGAGAGUUAUAUGUGUCUUCACUUAUAACUGCCAUCUCUCACACUAAACGCAGAUUAUUGCUAGAAGCAAAAUGAUUAGACAUGUAGCUUACUGGUCUCACCAUUCUUAUAUGUUGUUGACCGGUACUUGCAAUCUGUUUGUUGAGAUUUCGCACCCCUCCAUGCUGAAGUGUGAUUCUGUCAAUGAACUGCUUCGACUCUUUGACUCAGAAGAAGACAGAAUCCUGGUGCUAUUGAGUCAGAGCGCCAUCUAGUGUCUAAGAGAUGAAGCGUCCACAGAAAAUUAUUUGACUGUUACUGUAAUACCAUGACAAAAAAGGAAACUCACAGUAUUAGGAAAGCCUUGACUUUCCUUUUCAAAUAUUCAAGAAAAAAGAGGACUAGAAGAAAGAAACAAAGAUGUAAUUGAUCUCAAUUCUGUGAAGUUUGUUUUAAUUGUUUAGAAAAUGACAAAAAAAAGCUGGCACACAGUGUUUGUUUGCCUUGUGAUCUGGCAUGAAGCCCUGUGUUUGAAAUGCCUUGGUAUUGCACUUCCGUAGGAGUCUGCUGAGUCUCUUUUAAUGAUAACUACUCUCAAAUAACUGCUAUUGUGAACUCUGUGCUACAAUCUUUUACUGUCAACAACACGUUCAUGGGUACAUGAAGGAAGGCACAGAAGAAACAGGAAAUGGGAGAGAAAAAGAAAGAACGUGAGAGAGGGAUGAAGAGAGAGGGAGAGGAAGAAACAGUAAGUUUGUGCAUGUUCAGUAUAGUAUGCACAAACUGAAUAACAGAAUACAGACAUGCACAAAAGCUCUACAAGAAGCCAAACAUUGUUCCUUGAUAGGGAAAGAAAUGCUUAAAAUAUUGUUAAUCAUAUUCUUGUGCAGACCACAGUCCCAGUAGGCCAGCUGUGGCAUUUCAAAUAAUAUUUUGAAAAUCCAUACGGCCUGGCUUGUGUUAGUAAACUUUAUGAUUAUUAUGACAUAGGGACCUGCCUGAUUAAUCAUAGUAUUGUGUUUUUCAGAAUCGGAGGGGGAGAACAUAUAAUGGUACAGAGGCUUUUUAAACAAGCUGUGUUUCCAUGAAACAUGAGUGUACAGUAUUGACGUGAGAGGACCUUGUCUGGGUUUGCCAGCCUUGUCUGUUACUCUUUCAUUUGUUCCCUCUCUUUGCCUGGCCCUUCACCUCCCUCUGUGUUCUUAGAUGAGACUCGCGGGGAUGCAUUUAAAAGUGAUUUAUAAUUCCCAAUGGGACUGUUGUCCCGCAUGCGUGUAGCACACAGGAAAGGCUAAGGAGGAGAGGAGAGGAGUAAAAGAGGGGGAUGAGACAAAAGACGUGCGGAGGAAGAAGAAAUGAAAAUGCUUUAUGAACCUUCUGCAACCUCUGAAUCAAAGAAGGAUGAAAGCUUUUUAAAUGAUUAUGUGAUUGUUGUGAAGCUAUCAUGAACAUUCUAAAAUACAGAAUUCUAUGACAGCCGCAAAUAUAGCAUGUAUAUAGCAGAUGUUACAGUGAGGGCCACUUGACCGAAUCUAUAGAGAAGAAUUUAACACAGAAAUAGAAUUGUACUUCAGAGGUGGAAUAGCACAAAGUGCUCUCUUGCUGUGCAAUGUCCUAACAAAUCUGCCAAAACAGAUAAGCUUUAUAGAAAAAAGAAUCUUUACCCCUAUGUGUAGACAUGCAGCAAGGAGGGUGGGUUAGUGAGAUAUUAACUGGGAAUUAUAUUUUUGUUAUUUUUAUCAUUGGAAGAACAUAUUUAAAAACUCAACAUGUUAUUAAAUAUCUGUCAACAAAACAGUAAGGAAAAUGUAGCUGUGAGAUAUAAAAGCAGCUAUGCCUUGCUAAUGUAUAAAGAUAUAAAAUAAAUUAUUUUUCUUGUGUAA
Alosa sapidissima (American shad) is the source of this 7700-nucleotide messenger RNA. RefSeq names its product NHS-like 2 (gene nhsl2). Gene Ontology annotation, biological process: cell differentiation. The record is from RefSeq and is a predicted model, not a curated record. Bases 562 to 4197 code for a protein of 1211 amino acids. The transcript has 7 exons. Lineage: Eukaryota; Metazoa; Chordata; Actinopteri; Clupeiformes; Clupeidae.